This is a messenger RNA of Tachysurus vachellii, 6271 nucleotides long. RefSeq names its product contactin-associated protein-like 2. NCBI's taxonomy places the organism in Eukaryota, Metazoa, Chordata, Actinopteri, Siluriformes, Bagridae. The coding region runs from base 1 to 3927 and encodes 1308 amino acids. The record is from RefSeq and is a predicted model, not a curated record. The transcript has 25 exons.
AUGCUUCUGGUUGUCGUAUCUGUCUGGUGUAUUGAUGAUUUUAUUUGUCUGUUUUCCAUAGACAAGUGUGAUGAAGCCCUGGCCACACCUCUUUCUCACAGUGUCUUCAGUGGUUCAUCUGUUUUUACUACUGGAUAUGCUCCUGGAUAUGCCAAGCUGAAUAGAAGAGGAGGUGCUGGAGGCUGGUCACCGCUCGACACUGAUCAUUAUCCGUGGCUGCAGGUGGACCUGGGUAGCAGGAAGCAGGUGACGGCCAUCGCCACGCAAGGCCGAUACAGCAGCUCAGACUGGACAACACACUACCGGCUACUUUACAGUGACAUGGGCAGGAACUGGAAACCCUACCAUCAGGACGGAAACAUCUGGGUGUUUACAGGAAACUCCAAUACAGAGAGUGUAGUGCGUCAUGAUCUUCAGCACAGCAUCGUUGCCCGAUAUCUACGCUUCGUCCCUCUUGGCUGGAGUGAAGAGGGUCAGAUAGGUCUGCGGAUAGAAAUUUAUGGCUGUUCAUACUGGGCUGAUGUGAUUCACUUUGAUGGUCAAGGUGUAAUCUCCUACCGAUUCAAGAUGAAGAAGAUGAAAAUCCUGAAGGAUGUGAUAGCACUGAAAUUUAAGACAGGUGAAAGUGAUGGGGUGAUCCUGCAUGGCGAGGGUCAACAGGGCGAUUACAUCACAUUAGAGCUAAGGAAAGGAAAACUGCUGCUUAAGAUUAACCUUGGCAGCAACCAGUAUGGUUCCAUCCUGGGCCACACGUCAGUGAGCAGCGGCAGCUUGCUGGAUGAUCAUCACUGGCACUCGGUUGUGAUCGAGCGCUACCGGAGAAAUGUCAACUUUACCCUGGAUCAGCACACUCAGCACUUUCGUACCAAUGGCGAGUUCGACCACCUCGACCUUGACUAUGAGCUGAAUUUUGGAGGAAUGCCCUACUCAGGCAAGCCUAACUCAGGAAGCCAGAGAAAUUUCAUCGGCUGCAUGGAGAGCAUCAACUACAAUGGAGAAAAUAUCACUGACCUGGCUAGAAGAAAGAAACUGGAUACCUCUAGCUUUCGCAACCUGACAUUUUUCUGCGUGGACUCUCACACCUUCCCAGUUUUCUUCAAUGCCACAAGUUUCCUGCAGUUACCGGGCAGAAGGGAACACAACAUGGUGUCCGUAAGCUUCCAGUUUCGCACUUGGAAUGCUAACGGCCUGCUCCUGUUCAGCACACUGGCUGAUGGCAAGUUGGAGCUUGUGUUGAAAGAUGGCAAAGUCAUGGCGCACAUCAGUGUCCUGCAGCUAAAAAGCUCACAGGUUGACCUGGCAUCAGGUUCAGGGCUGAACGAUGGAGAAUGGCAUGAUGUUCGCUUUUUGGCCAAAGAGAACUUUGCCAUGCUGACCAUAGACGGAGAGGAAUCGUCAGCUGUGAAGACCAACACGCUCAUUCACAUUACCACUGGAGGACUGUAUCAUUUUGGAGGUUAUUUCUUACAGACCAGGGUAUCCCCCUCACAGCGCUCGUUUCAAGGCUGCAUGCAGCUCAUCCAGGUGGACGAUCAGCUGGCCGACAUAUCAGCAGUGGAGCAGGGUGUGAUAGGAGCUUUUCAGAAUGUCAGUCUGGAUAUGUGUGCCAUUGUAGACAGAUGUUUGCCCAAUCAUUGUGAGCAUGGAGGACGGUGCUCUCAGACCUGGGACACCUUCAGCUGCUCCUGUGAUGGCAUCGGGUACGCCGGAGCUACCUGUCACUCCUCUGUCUAUGAGCAGUCAUGCGAGGCUUAUAAGCACCUGGGGAAAACUUCAGAUGUCUACUGGAUCGAUCCUGAUGGCAGUGGACCUCUAGGGCCAUUCAGAGUUAUCUGCAACAUGACAGAGGAUAAGGUGUGGACGAUGGUGAUGAACAACCUGCCAGCUCAAACGGCUGUCUCGGGUUCAAGCAGGGAGAGACGCACAGUGCUGCAUGUAAACUACAGUGCUACCAUCGAGCAGAUCAGUGCCAUUACAGACGUUGCAGAACACUGUGAGCAGCAUAUUGCCUACACCUGCCGCUCGUCACGUCUACUCAACACACCCGAGGGCAGUGCGUACACAUGGUGGGUUGGCAAAGGUAACGAAAAGCACUUCUACUGGGGUGGAUCUGCACCAGGAAUUAAGAAAUGUGCCUGUGGAAUUGAACGCAAUUGCACAGACCCCAAAUACCACUGCAACUGUGAUGCUGAUCACAAACAGUGGCGUGAAGACUCUGGGCUUCUGGUCUAUAAGGACCACUUACCUGUGAGUCAGGUGGCUGUAGGGGACACAAAUCGAGCUGGAUCAGAGGCCAAGCUCACUGUGGGAGCUCUACAGUGUCAUGGAGACCGUAGUUACUGGAAUGCAGCGUCCUUCACCACACCAUCCUCCUACCUGCAUUUUUCCACUUUCCAAGGAGAAAUAAGUGCUGAUAUUUCAUUCUACUUUAAGACCUCUGCACCUCAUGGAGUUUUCUUGGAGAAUUUGGGCAACACAGAUUUUAUCCGCCUGGAGCUAAAAUCACCAACUGUGGUUUCCUUCUCUUUCGAUGUGGGGAAUGGGCCAGUGGAUCUGAAGGUCCACUCACCAAUGCCACUAAAUGAUGACCAGUGGCAUCACAUUAGCGCAGAGAGGAAUGUUAAAGAGGCUGUGCUGCAACUAGAUCUGCAAUACAGGGAGGUUCGUGAUGCACCUGCACAAGGACAUACACGCCUAGAGCUCUACAGUCAGCUGUAUGUGGGAGGUGCGGCAGGAGGGCAGAGAGGCUUCCUCGGAUGUAUCCGCUCCUUAAAGAUGAACGGCGUCACCCUUGACUUGGAGGACAGAGCGAAAGUGACUCCUGGAGUCAAACCUGGAUGUUCAGGUCACUGCACCAGUUUUGGGAUGUACUGUCGCAAUGGAGGAAAGUGUGUGGAGAAAUACAAUGGCUACUCAUGUGACUGCAGCGGAACAGCUUACGAAGGACCUUUCUGUACCAAAGAUGUGGGCGCUUUCUUUGAGGCAGGAACUCUGGUCCACUAUAACCUGAUGCCUGAGCUGACAGCUGCUCCAUCCAGCAUAGACGGGAAAGACCUGAGCCGAUCACAGCUGAUGGACAAGAACCUGAACCAAGAAGUUGUAACCUUCAGUUUCAGCACAUCCAACACUCCCAGCAUCCUCCUGUAUAUCAGCUCAUGGAGCCGUGAUUACAUGGCACUGGUGUUGAGGCACAACGGUACCCUGCAGCUGCGUUAUAACCUCGGAGGUCUGCAGGAACCUUUUACCAUUGAUCUUGACCAACGCAAUUUAGCCAAUGGACAGCCACAUAAUGUCAACCUGACUCGGACAGAGCGAGAAAUCAAAGUGCAGCUGGAUCACUAUCCUUCAGUCAGCUACACCUUGCCUGAAGCAUCUGACACUCAGUUCACUCUGGUCAAAACCCUCUUCCUAGGAAAGGUCUACGAAACUGGUCUCAUUGACCCCGUGCUGAUAGAGAAGUACAACACUCCUGGCUUUAUAGGCUGCUUAUCCCGAGUGCAGUUUAACAGCAUCGCUCCUCUGAAAGCGGCUCUUCGCUCACAGAACUCUCUGCCAGUGUCGCACCAAGGAAAACUGGUUGAGUCCAAUUGUGGCUCGUCGCCUCUCACCAUCUCACCGAUGUCAGCUGCCACCGACCCCUGGCACCUGGAUGGAGGUGCUAACUUCCCAUUCAACGAAGAGAAAGUCAUACCAGAUGGCGUGAACAGGAAUUCAGCAGUAAUUGGAGGUAUCAUUGCUGUGGUCAUCUUCACUAUCCUGUGCAUUCUGGUGUUCCUGAUACGUUAUGUGUUCCGGCACAAGGGAACGUAUCGCACCAACGAGUCCAAAGAGGCCAAACGCUCCGAAUCAGCUGACACGGCCAUCAUCGCCUCCGAGCUCAAUUUCACAGAGACCAUUGAUGAAAACAAGAAGGAGUGGUUUAUCUAAGAUGUAUUUCCUGUGGAGCGUACACACACACACAAACACACACACUCUCACUGGGCGUCCAGAAUGUGGGAGCGGUCAUAGAUGUGAGCUGAAAAGCUGAACUGGACACACAGGAUGGCUGGUCUCUGUUGUGGUUGGACGAUUGAAGAGUCUGUCACAUAUUCAUUGUAAAUUGAGUGGAAAAAAAUAUGACUCUGAUUUGCCAUUUUGUUUUGUCAAAAGUUUGAUUACUCUUAGAAAUAAUUUCAAUUUAUUUCCAGCUUUAAAUUUAAUUUUUUUUUUUUUAAAUGCAUCAAUGUGUGGAAGUCAGGAGUGCUGGGAAAAAUCCCCUAAAUUUGAAGAUGAUUUCAGUAAGCUAACUAUUUUACAUUAUUUCACAAACUCUAUCACAAUCAAGUCUACUAGCUUUCUAUAUAUAAUAGUAGUAAAGAGUAGUAAGAUAAGAUCAGCCCCAUGCACAUGACUGCACAAUGCUGUCAUGUUUCAGUUUUCCUGAAUUGCCGUUGUUUAACAAGUUUCGUAGAUUAGCAUGGCAGAAAUGAUCAAAUCUAUUGCUUUGUUUGGCUGGAAGCAUAGUGUCGACAGCUAGAACAGACCGGUAACGCUGGCAAAAAGAAUGUAGAGCAAAGGCGGCAUCGGGAAACCAAUAAUCAAAACCAGGGGAGCAUUCAAGUAUGAUGUGGUGAAAUGUUAACGAUUAUCAGACAGCUCAAAAUAUUUCAAUCAGGUGUGCAGCACAAAAUGCUAUCGGGGGAACAUGCAACUUAAAUGACAUCCAUCUGCGACAUGUUCAUUAUUAUGCCAUUAUUAUUUAACUUUUAUUAAUAAUCCAACUGCAUAAUGGAAUGGCAGAAAAACAAUCAGAGUGUAAGAAAAACAAUAUGGAAGCUUCACUAUCUUCUUUAUUUCUGCCACAUUAAUAUUUGGCUAAUAAUGAUGUCUUGUUGCAUGUUCAGAAAUAACAUGAUCUAUUGAUUGUCAGGCUGCUACAAGCUGUCAAACAUCACGAUAACAAUAACAUCAGAAUCACUAGCUUAAUCUUAGCUCUCUGUUUAUUUUACUAUUUUGUUAGCUGCUUAUCUAAUAUUUGUAACUCAAUCCAUUUAAGCUAAUGCAAGGUGCAAUGAAUUACAGAACUUCUGCAGAGCUGCGUUUAAAAGUCUUAAAGAAUGAACUCCUGCUUCAACUCCCCGGUGUUGUACGAAUGCUUUAAUCCCACUCGUACAGCUAUUAUAUUAUUGUAUAUUUGAGAUAUUUUCUAGUAAGUUUAUUUGCUUAAUCUAACUAGUAGCUUAAUGUAAACAACUACAGCCCAAAUCCAUCAUAGGUCUUGCUCACUCAUGCCUGAAGGAAAAGAGAAAUGAUUGAUGUGUUUGCUAUGAAUUAUUGACUAAAAAGUUGUGAGAUUAAAUCAAAUACUUCCUUAAGAUACUGAUUAGGCUUUGAGGAAAUCCAUGGACCCCCAAUUGUUGAGCUCUGUGUUUGGACUGGAUCACAUCAAUAUCUCAUAUAGAUUAAAGCGUAAAUUUCAGGUCAGUAAAUGUGCAUUAAAGUCUAUAGACAGAGAAAGUAAAGCAGGUAUUUAGAACAUUCAAAUGGUGCUCUUCUUAAAGGAUACGUGGGCUGGUAAAAAAAAAAAGAUACGUUUCACACAUUCACUAUCACAUGCACCAUCACAGAGCGAGAGCGGGAACAUUAUUGUUCAUUACUGAUGAUCAAAGGUCCAACGUAGAGAGCUUCUCUUUUGUCUUGUGAAGAUGUGGGGUGAACAUCUCAAAAUGUUCACACUUUAUACAUACAGUAGUUGCACUGGAUGGAGUUCAUGUUUGAUGGUAAUGUGACUAUUUUUAUUUAUGACUGAGGAACAUAAUUCAUUAAUACAAUUGAGAAUGAAAAAUACUAUAGCUAGUGCUUACAACCGUAGGAUACUGAUCAGACAGCAGGGUUUUAUAUACUGCUAGCAUGCCAUUAGCUUCAAGCUAAUUAUAACAAAUGGUUUCCUCGGUUAGGCGAUGAUUCCCAGCUAUGACAUUGUACAGUGCAUUUAAAAGUGUUCCAGCAGUACAUUACAUACGCAGCCAUGUUUACAUUAUAAAACUGGCUCAAAGGAACCCAUGUAUGAACAGACACUUUGGGUCAACUUAGUGUCAGAUCAGUUUUGCAUCUAUUUUUUUUUUUUCCAUUGAUGUCAGGAUGUGGCCUGGAGGAAGUGGUGAGUGUUUGCCAGCAACGAGCAGUUACUCAUUUCCUCUCAGGGUUCUCUCAGCAACACCUUCUGGACAGGCUCAAUCAUCAAACAUUUCUCGAAAGCACACCACACAUACAUAAUGCAUAGUUUAAGUGC